Zootoca vivipara (common lizard) is the source of this 335-nucleotide messenger RNA. RefSeq names its product LYR motif containing 9 (gene LYRM9). The record is from RefSeq and is a predicted model, not a curated record. Lineage: Eukaryota; Metazoa; Chordata; Lepidosauria; Squamata; Lacertidae.
GACUGCGCAUGCGCCAGGAGGAGGUCAGCUUCUUGAAGUUGAUCGAUCGCAGGCGAUGGCUCCCCUCCCGGGAGCAGAGCUGGUGAAGAGCCCUCUGCAGCUCUACCGAUACCUGCUGCGUUGCUGCAAGUUGCUGCCAGGGAAGAACGUCCGGGAGCACUACAAGCACACGAUCCGGCAGAGUUUCCAAGUCCAUGCUGAUGAAGACAACCCGGAGCGGAUCCGGCAGAUCAUCAAGAGGUCCAUUGAAGAUGCUGACUGGGUGAUGGAAAAAUAUAAGAAACAAAAGUAGGCCGGAAAGGGUUAGACGGAGAGAAGACGCCUCGUUUCUUGAA